This is a messenger RNA of Drosophila ananassae, 1385 nucleotides long. RefSeq lists its product as uncharacterized. The coding region runs from base 48 to 1307 and encodes 419 amino acids. The transcript is spliced from 2 exons. Gene Ontology annotation, biological process: hemolysis in another organism. NCBI's taxonomy places the organism in Eukaryota, Metazoa, Arthropoda, Insecta, Diptera, Drosophilidae. The record is from RefSeq and is a predicted model, not a curated record.
CGGAUCUAAGAUCGAGUUAAUACAGACCACCUAAAAUCGAUUCAGUUAUGGCGAAAAGUUAUUAUCUUGCGAUUUUUCCAAUGGCAUUAGCUAUUUUUUCGGUGUGCAAUGCAAACGAAGACUUCGACAUUUUUAAAAAGGGAAUUGAAAGUUUAUCGAAAACCAUGAUUAGAUAUCAAAGUGAAUUUGACAGAAAAGUGCAAUUUAAGGAGUUACAAGAGGUCAUCGGUACAAUUGACGAAUCAAUGAUGGGCUAUAUGGGAACCGCGGUGCGGCGACUGGAAAACGUGCGAUCGCUAAAUUCAAAAGCCCGUAUUUCCUAUUCGAACUGUGUCAAACCUGUGUUUGAAUGGUGCAUCGGCACCAACGUUACCUUCCAUACCACGAUUCGCUUCAUAGAUUCCGAACUGUCGCAGAACGAUAGAAAGGAACUAUUUAAAAUGAUUCUAAACGCAAUCAAUAUGGGACUAAAACACACCGAAAGUUCACUAAAACUCCUUAAUGAUGUUAUCAGACACACUACCGAACUUAAAGAUCUAUUUCAAUCCAUAAAGCACGACGUAGCCGAUGAUUUUGGGGAGAAUGGUUACUACGGAAGAAAAAAAAUGAACGUGAUGGAAAAUUUUGAAAAGAAGAAGAGGGCACUGGCCAUUAAAAAUAUAUUUACUUCAAUCGGCGCUGUCAUUUAUGGACCCAUUGGCAGUGUACUAGGCUUACCAGCAGCUUCUGGAAUAGCAAAUUAUGAACUAUGGAUUAAUAAAUUAAGUUUUGAAGUUCAACUGAAAGAAAUUGAUAACUUUUUUAAGAUUUUACUGGAAAAAAUUCGUAAUGCCAGCGAAAUAGUCCAAAAUAUUAAUAGCGCCCUGGAAGAGGACAAGACCAACUUACAUGUACUUCGUGGAAAACUAAGUGCUGCCAAUAUGAACAAAGUGCUCUUGACAUUCGAAUCACGCCAAAUGCAAGUUCAAAUUAUUCCUUCUUUAAGAGAUGUGGCUGAUCAGUGCAUAAAGUACAUCACCUGGCACGGCUAUAAUUCAUCAAUUUACGAAGAUUCUAUGGUAAAUUCUAUGGGAACCCCCCAAGUAGUUCUCUUCUCCACGAAUCAACGUAUGGAUCCCUUAAUCGACCACCUGGACGAUAAACCUCAAACAGUACUCGCCUCAGAACUGCAGCAAGUUGAAGACCCAAAACAAGUGAAGCAUGUUUCCGAAGAUGAAGGCAAUACUUCUAAAAUUGAGUCUCCUCCAUCCUCGACGCCUCCAUCCGACAUACAAUUUGUUGCGACUUUUUUUAAACACGUUGUAUAAAAGAUAUCAAGUGAAAAGAUAUCAAUAAUGAAUAUGAAAAAUAUCAAUAAAUAAAUCAAUGUUAUUAAACUUUUCAAA